GGUGCGGUCACAGGGCAGUGGCAGAGUGGGCGUUGAAUCCGUCUUCCCCCUACUUAUCUCAAAUCCUGACUUCACAUUCUGAAUCACUACACAAGUUGAGUCCACUCAGUUCGUGAAAUUUACCCGGGGGAACCAUGACGGAAAGCUCCUCGACGAAGCUGCUGAACGGAGACGCCUGCCGCCGGACGUUAAACGGAAAAAACGCGAGUAAAAAUGGCUACGUGAAGAACCACUGUCUGUUUCAGCAGUCACAGAAGUACAGUCGCUCCGGGGAGAAGAAGCAAAAUGCGACCCAUAAUCCCAGUUUGUACAAGAAGCCCUUCAUGGAGUAUUUCGAGGAGACGCCUCUGCUGGUGGCUGUGCUCACCUACAUGGGCUACGGCAUCCUCACCGUCUUCGGCUACCUCAGAGACUUCCUCCGCCACUGGAACAUCGAGAAGUGCCACGUGGCUCGAGAGAGAGACGAGCAGAAGGAUUUCGUCCCUCUCUAUCAGGACUUUGAAAACUUCUACACCAGGAACCUGUACAUGCGGAUCCGGGACAACUGGAACCGGCCCAUCUGCAGCGUCCCCGGAGCCAAGAUGGACCUCGUAGAGAGAGUUACCCACAACUACAACUGGACGUUUGAGCAUACCGGCAAGGUGGUGAAGGACGUCAUCAACAUGGGCUCAUACAACUACCUCGGCUUUGCUGAGAACACUGGCCCUUGUGCCGAUGCUGCUAUCGAAGUCACACAGAAGUAUGGAGCCGGCGUGGGAAGCACUCGCUGUGAGAUGGGCAACCUGGACAUCCACGAGGAGUUGGAAGAGUUGGUGGCCAGGUUUCUGGGUGUCGAGUCGUCCAUGGCGUUCGGGAUGGGCUUUGCUACCAACUCCAUGAACAUUCCUGCUCUUACUGGGAAGGGUUGUCUCAUCCUGAGCGACGAGCUGAACCACGCUUCGUUGGUCCUGGGCGCUCGGCUGUCUGGCUCCACCAUCCGAGUCUUCAAGCACAACAACAUGCAAAGCCUGGAGAAGCUGCUAAGAGAUGCUAUUGUUCACGGACAGCCCAGAACCCACAGACCCUGGAAGAAAAUCCUGAUUGUGGUGGAGGGCAUUUACAGCAUGGAGGGGUCCAUCGUCCGCCUGCCUGAGGUCGUCGCCCUGAAGAAGCGCUACAAGGCGUACCUGUACCUGGACGAGGCCCACAGCAUCGGCGCCCUCGGCCCAAACGGCAGAGGAGUGGUGGACUACUUCGGCCUGGACCCCAGGGACGUCGACAUCAUGAUGGGAACGUUCACAAAGAGCUUCGGGGCUGCUGGUGGAUACAUUGGAGGCAAAAAGGAGCUGAUCGACUACCUGCGCAGCCACUCUCACAGUGCUGUGUACGCCACCUCCAUGGCGCCUCCUGUGGCCCAGCAGAUAAUCACCUCUAUGAAGACCAUUAUGGGAGAGGAUGGAACAACUCUGGGCGCUGAUCGCCUCAGGCAGCUCUCAGAGAACACCAACUACUUCCGCAGAAGACUCCGCGAAAUGGGCUUCAUCAUCUACGGCAACGACGACUCGCCCGUCGUGCCGCUGAUGCUCUACAUGCCGGCCAAAAUCGGGGCUUUCGGCCGAGAGAUGCUGAAGAGGAACAUCGGCACCGUGGUCGUCGGCUUCCCGGCCACGCCGAUCAUCGAGUCGAGAGCGCGCUUCUGCGUUUCAGCCGCUCACACCAGAGAAAUGCUCGAUACCGCUCUGGAGGCCAUUAGUGAAGUGGGCGACCUGCUGCAGCUGAAGUACUCCAGACGGGAAAAACCUCUUCCCUCUCUGGGAUGGAUGUCUGAAGAGAGCCUCCUUCAGGACUGAACCAGCUCCGUCUUUUUAUUUCCUCCUUUCUAACCUCUCUGCACAACACACAUCCCGUUAGAUUAAUUUAUCUGAUAACAAACACUUGGAGCCAGUCUCACACACUCAGCCGCUCCGCAUCGCAUCUGCGAGAAGCGAACCUGUGACCUGCGACGUGUUCGCACGUCUCGUCGCGACGUGUUUCCGGAGCAUCGCUCGCUUCCUCUCACGUCAUGUCUUAAAUCUUGCGCUCACAGUGAAUAUAUAUAUAUAUAUAUAAACGUUUUAUUUGUGCAAUAAAAAAAGAGAAAAGAUUUCAAGAAGCCUAAAACAAUGUAGGGGGAGCUCCGUUGUGGAGAAGAGAUCUGAUCCUAGCCUUUUUGUACAAGACUAACCUGAUGCGUGUAAAUAUUAUUUAUCGCAAAAGCAAAGGCACAUUAUCUAACACACACACACUCACACACACACGGUUCUCGGUGUGUAUUGAUCCAAUCGCUUCUACUUGAAUCUGCUUACAGAAUAUUGGAUUUUCUUUCUUUUGUUUGUUUUGUUUGUUCUCCCCAACCAAAGGUUGUUGCAUAUGUAUAGAUAUAUUUUCUACAUUUCUCUUGAAAUGUGAAGCAGAUGUUUCCAAAAGAAAAACAUGUAACUGUAGGGGGAAAAAAAAAAAAA
Messenger RNA from Poecilia latipinna (sailfin molly), 2480 nucleotides. RefSeq names its product serine palmitoyltransferase, long chain base subunit 2b (gene sptlc2b). The transcript is spliced from 12 exons. Gene Ontology annotation, molecular function: serine C-palmitoyltransferase activity; pyridoxal phosphate binding. Lineage: Eukaryota; Metazoa; Chordata; Actinopteri; Cyprinodontiformes; Poeciliidae. The record is from RefSeq and is a predicted model, not a curated record. Gene Ontology annotation, biological process: sphingosine biosynthetic process; ceramide biosynthetic process. The coding region runs from base 135 to 1829 and encodes 564 amino acids. Gene Ontology annotation, cellular component: serine palmitoyltransferase complex.